UCCAGCUAAAUUCAGCCAAAGUAAUUGAAAUCAAAUUAACAUUAGAUCCACCCCUGGAUUGAACUAGAGACAGAGCUAACAUGGCUGAUACAUCGGACUAUAUAAGAGGUGGAGCUUUCAUUCUUCUGUUCCUCAUUACUGGCCUAAGAGAUUUAAAUACCUGGCUCUUAGCUGACCUCAUCUUCACUGGGUUUACUGGCUUCUUGCUCUAUAUAAACCCAGCCUGGACAAUUAAUUUACAGACCAAAGAUUUGAAAGUGGAUGUAAUUCAUGGACAGCUGAACCGCCUUUUUGCCUCCUUCCUUCUGGGUCCUCUCUUGAUCUGGUUACUGAGGAGGAAGACAGAAGACUCCUCCCUGAAGGCAACUAUGCUCAUCUCUAGGGCAAUGGGUAUAUCUGUACUACUUAUUGUAAUGACUAUUGGUCAGCUGUCCUAUGGAGAAAUUUUCACUGACAAGCAUUUCUGGUUUGGAUUUCUUGGUAAUGUCCUGUGGUUUGUAGCCAAUGUAUUCCAACUCUUAAAGAAUCGCCCAGAAAUUCAAGGUGUAAAGCAAUCAAGGGGAAUAACUCUACUUCUUCACCUUAACAGCCUAGUUGUACUUCUGUUGUCUCUGUCACAUUUAUCUUUUCCUAAUGCCAUGUGUAAAGUUCAGGGAAGAAGGGUAGACAAGUACCACAUCCACACCACACGCUCAGCAGGUGCCCUAAUGAUGGGCUGGAGUAUCCUCACCUGGUUCUCCCCAAGGUUUCAGAAAAAGGAGGAUGUCAGGAUUGUAUUUCUGGCCCAGAUACUGAUAUGGGGUCUGAGUGAGGGGACGUACUUAAUCCUUCACUUCCAGUCAGGACUGAUGACAAACCAAGAACUAGCCAUACGACUAGCUACAUUCUCACCAUUACUUUUGCUGUCUGUGAUUGGACUGUAUUUGUGUUCAAGAAACAUUUCUUCACCAAGCAAUGAGAAAAAAGAAGAGUAAACCUCAUAGACAAAGUAGUAAAUUAUUGUUUAAUGCUUUUUAAGUUUUCUUUUGAGUGUGCCUUGUGACAAUGAAUAUUUUGUGCAUUUUUUAAACAUUUUUCUUUGACAAUACUCUUAUUUAACAUACAUAUAGAUUCAAAGGACAUAAAUAUAGAAAACAUUUUUUUUCUCAAUUACAAAACAUUUUACUAGGCAUUUUUGCUCAGUGCAUUCCACUACACAAAGGGUGCCUUAAUUUUAUUUUCUAAUUUUUUGGUGUGUCAAGUCAAUUUUAUAAAAUUUUCUAGUUUUUGUAUCACUCGGUCCUAUUUUUUUAUGUAUGUGUAUCAUUUGGUCAUAUAUUUUUUUUUGUUGUACUUACAAUGUGUUUUUUUCUUGUAAAUAAUUAAAUUAUGUAAUGUGUUGUUGUUGAACUCGUGUUACAUGUAAAUUUCAUUUUGUAGCAAUGUCAUUGAUACUUUUAUCAUUUGAGGAUUUUUACAGAUUUAAUUCUUUUCAUUAUUUGGUAUAAUAAAUAAAUAAAGAAAGAG
Messenger RNA from Saccostrea echinata, 1506 nucleotides. RefSeq lists its product as uncharacterized. The coding region runs from base 81 to 974 and encodes 297 amino acids. Lineage: Eukaryota; Metazoa; Mollusca; Bivalvia; Ostreida; Ostreidae. The record is from RefSeq and is a predicted model, not a curated record. The transcript has 6 exons.